AUGGCCGCGGCUCAUCUGCUCCUGCUGCUGGCGGCGUCGGCCGCCGGACGCCACCUGGACGCCGACGACGUUGGCCUGGGUGCCGGGGGUGACGGGGCGUACCCCGAGGAGCUCAACCCGACGCUGACCGACGACGGCCUGACCCUGAUCGAGUCGGACAUCGUGCUUCCGGAUGGCGUUGACCGGCGGGCGCUCAUGGCCAAGCGGUGGCCGCUGGGCGAGGCGGUGCCGUUCGUGGUGACGCCGGAGGUGGAGCAGCGGCGCACCAACAUCGAGGCCGGCAUCAGUCACAUAGAGGACGUCACCUGCGUGACGUUCCGGGAGGAGCCUGUCGAGUUCGCCGGGGCGCCACAUCUGCGUUUCAUCAACGGCAGUGGCUGCUACUCGUUCCUCGGCCAGAUGCAAAACAAACUCAGCGGUCAGUCCGUCUCGAUCGGCAAAGGCUGCGCCGCACUGGUGACGGUGGCGCACGAGAUCAGCCAUGCGCUCGGCUUCUUCCACGAACAGUCGCGACCCGACCGUGACCAGUACGUCGAGGUUUUGUGGGACAACAUCAAGCAGGGCAAAGAGGCCAACUUCAGGAUUAAGGAGAACGCCGAAACGCUCGGCGUCAAGUACGACUUCCGCUCUAUCAUGCACUACGCUAAGUUCGCCUUCUCCACUACGGGCAUGCCGACGCUUCGUUCGGUGGACCCUCUGCAGGGGCACUUGAGGGUGUGGAAGGCGCGCUUUUGUGAGAACGUGCCGGAUGACUACAGCUACUACGGCCCGGUGUGCGGCGACGCCGACAUCACGACGCCCGGCGUGAUCACCUCCCCCGGCUACCCCGACUCCAUGGAGAAGGACCGCCACUGCUACUGGCUGGUGACGGCGCCGAGCGGCUUCGCCGUCCGCCUCACAGUCACCGACGUCUCGAUGACGACUCCCCGAACUGCAAAAGCGCGAUCUCGCGGCCGACGCUUCAGCGGGUCGGUCGAGUUCGUGCCGGACGUGUAG
Molecule: messenger RNA, 996 nt
Organism: Pollicipes pollicipes
Lineage: Eukaryota; Metazoa; Arthropoda; Thecostraca; Pollicipedomorpha; Pollicipedidae
Product: blastula protease 10
Exons: 3
Coding region: 1-996 (331 amino acids)
Biological process (GO): proteolysis
Molecular function (GO): zinc ion binding; metalloendopeptidase activity
Source: RefSeq, a predicted model, not a curated record